Molecule: messenger RNA, 2254 nt
Organism: Ipomoea nil (Japanese morning glory)
Lineage: Eukaryota; Viridiplantae; Streptophyta; Magnoliopsida; Solanales; Convolvulaceae
Product: cationic amino acid transporter 8, vacuolar
Exons: 1
Coding region: 198-2003 (601 amino acids)
Biological process (GO): amino acid transport; transmembrane transport
Cellular component (GO): plasma membrane
Molecular function (GO): amino acid transmembrane transporter activity
Source: RefSeq, a predicted model, not a curated record
CAGAAACGAGUCAUGUAGGUGAGAUUCAGAAUCAAGAUUCGAAGCCGCUAUUAACCUUGCCCAUAAACUGUGUAAGAUACGGAUUACUAGGAAUCCAACGCGAGAGAGGAGAUUCCUCAGUCCAAUCAAAGCUCUCCGCUUGUUGGCUGGGAAUUCGGAAUUAGGAAUUACACCUUCUUUAGGAGACUGGAGUGGCUAUGAAACCGCCCUCUGAAGUUCUUGAAGAUCUCAGUUGUCCUCUCACUACCACAGCCGCCAUGGAUGAUAAUAAGAGGAGAUCGUACUGGCGGUUUAGCAAGAAUGAUUUUUUCCCGGAGCCCACAUUCGAGAACUUCUCCACCUACCUCCACGCCCUGGGCCGGACGCCGGGUCGCCUCAAAGACCGGUUUUUGUCCCGCUCCGAUGAGGCGACGGAGAUGGUGGAGCUGAAGAAGGAGUCGGAGAACGAGAUGCAGAAAUGUCUCACAUGGUGGGACCUCAUGUGGCUCGGGUUCGGGUCCGUAGUCGGGUCGGGCAUCUUCACCAUCACCGGCCUCGAAGCGCGCGAGGACGCCGGUCCUUCCAUUGUUCUAGCCUACGCAAUCUCCGGCCUCUCCGCUUUGCUCUCUGUUUUCUGCUACACAGAAUUCUCCGUCGAGAUCCCAAUCGCCGGCGGCUCCUUCUCCUUCCUCCGCAUCGAGCUCGGCGAUUUCGUGGCGUUCUUGGCCGCAGGUAACCUUCUAUUGGAAGCCGUCGUAGGCGCCGCCGGGCUAGGCCGCUCCUGGUCUUCCUAUUUCUCCACUCUCAUAAGCAACAAUGCCGAUUUCUUGAGAAUCAAGAUUGAUUCUUUCGCUGAAGGGUUCAAUUUGUUGGAUCCAACGGCUGUGGUGAUUCUCGCCGUUGCAAAUGGAAUAGCCAUGACUGGAACUCGCCACACUUCCAUUCUCAACUGGCUAAGCUCCAUAAUUACUGCUUUGAUUAUAGUUUUCAUCAUCAUUGUUGGGUUUAUUAAUGCCAAAACUGAGAAUAUAUCCCCAUUUAUCCCCUUUGGAGCUGGGGGGGUAUUUAGGGCUGCAGCUGUAGUGUACUGGUCUUAUACAGGUUUCGAUAUGGUGGCAACAAUGGCGGAGGAGACUAAGAAGCCCUCUCGGGAUAUACCGUUAGGUUUGGUUGGUUCAAUGUCUAUUAUCACUGUAGUUUAUUGCCUAAUGUCAUUGGCUCUCACCAUGAUGGUGAAGUACACCAUGAUUGAUCCAGAUGCCCCGUUUUCGGUUGCUUUCGAGGGGAUAGGGAUGAAAUGGGCUAAGUAUUUGGUCACCGUUUGUGCUUUGAAGGGAAUGACGACGAGUAUGCUAGUAGGGUCUAUGGGGCAGGCUCGAUACACUACUCAGAUUGCCCGGGCGCAUAUGAUUCCCCCGUGGUUUUCCCUCGUUCAUCCGAGGACGGGGACGCCAAUAUACGCUACUUUGUUGACCACCAUAACGAGCUGUGUUAUCUCGUCCUUCACGAGCUUGGAUGUCUUGUCUAGCGUGUUCUCGUUCAGCACGCUUUCCAUUUUCAUGCUAAUGGCGGUUGCUUUGCUGGUUAGGCGAUACUACGUUAAGGAGCAGACUACGAGAGGCGAUUAUAUCAGAUUCUUGGUGUGUCUGUUUGUCAUCAUGUGUUCAUCGAUUGGAGCGACGGUUCUUUGGAACCGGGAUAGUAGAGGAUGGGUUGGGUAUAGUGUGGCGGGCGUUUUAUGGGGUUUGGGCACGUUAGGAAUGGGAUUGCUUCCGAAAAAGAGAGUUCCGAAAGUUUGGGGAGUUCCCCUCGUUCCUUUGCUGCCAUCGCUGUCGAUUGGGAUGAACUUGUUUCUUAUAGGGUCUCUUGGUGCCGUCGCGUUUUGGAGGUUCUUUGUAUGUAGCGCCGUGAUGGUAGUUUACUACCUACUCGUUGGUGUUCAUACUACGUACGAUAUGGCUCAUCAAGGUCAUCCCGCUUUGAGAACUGAAGAGGGGAAAGGCGCUUCCGAUCAAGAGUUAUAGUAGGUUAGAUGCCGAAAAUCUGCAUCUUCAUUUAUGUACAUUUCACCAGAUGUCAAGGUUCUUUGGCUCAGUGUCUAGUAUUAAAGGUAGAAUAUGGUUUCAUUUUAGUUUAGGAUGGUUUCUUUUUAUUCUUUUGGAGUUUGCAGUGGUGAUCAUUGACAAGCUAAUAGACAUAUCACAUAUGUGUGAUUAACAUGGAUUGGAAAAGAAAUGUCAAUGAAUAAUGUGUCAUUUUGAUUCAUUAUUGUCAA